AUGGCCUUUCAAAGGAAUCAUUUCUACCGCAGCGAGCUGGCCCUGCUCUGCCUUUUCCUCGGGAUGCUGUGGGAGGCUGGAGCCCGGCAGAUCCGCUACUCCGUUCCUGAGGAGCUGGACAAAGGCUCGUUCGUGGGAAACAUCUCCAAGGACCUGGGACUGGAGCCCCGCGAGCUGGCGGAGCGCGGCGUCCGCAUCGUCUCCAGAGGUAGGACGCAGCUCUUUGCGCUGAGCUCGCGGAGCGGCAGCCUGGUGACCGCGGGCAGGAUAGACCGGGAGGAGCUAUGCGCCCAGAGCGCGCGCUGUCUGGUGAAUUUCAACAUCCUCGUUGAAGAUAGGGUGAAGCUUUUUGGGAUAGAAAUAGAAGUAACUGACAUUAACGAUAAUGCCCCAAAAUUCCAAGCAGAAAUUCUAGAUGUGAAGAUUAAUGAAAACGUUCCUCCAGGGGCGCGCUUUCCGCUUCCUGAAGCUGUGGAUCCGGAUGUGGGCGUGAACACCCUACAGAGCUACCAGCUCAACCCCAAUAAGCACUUCUCUCUGCGGGUUCAGAGCCGACCCACUGGCGUCAAGUUCCCCGAGUUGGUGCUGGAGCGCGCCCUGGAUCGAGAGGAGGAGUCAGUGCACCAUCUAGUGCUCACUGCCUCAGACGGCGGCGACCCUCCCCGAUCUGGCACUGCUCUCGUCACUGUGACUGUCUUUGAUACGAAUGACAACGCGCCUGUCUUCACCUUGCCAGAAUACCGGGUAAGUGUUCCAGAGAACCUGCCUGUGGGCAUGCGGCUGCUGACGGUCACCGCCACCGACAGGGACGAAGGCGCCAAUGGAGAAGUGACAUAUUCAUUCCGAAAAUUACCUGACACACACUUGUUGACAUUUCAGCUAAACAAAAAUAGUGGGGAAAUAACACUGUCAGAAAAUCUAGACUAUGAAGAAACAGACACCUAUGAAAUAGAGGUCCAAGCGGAAGACGGGGGAGCGUACCUUGCAACUGCGAAAGUUCUGGUAACAGUGGAAGAUGUGAACGACAAUAGUCCAGAGGUGACCAUCACAUCUCUGUUUAGUCCUGUGACUGAAGAUUCCCCUCUGGGAACUGUUAUCGCUCUUUUAAAUGUGCACGAUUUAGACUCUGGGCAGAAUGGACAGGUUACCUGUGCCAUCUCAGAGAAUCUGCCAUUUAAAUUAGAGAAGUCGAUUGAUAGCUAUUAUAGAUUGGUGACACACAGAGCCCUGGACAGAGAACAGGUGGCCUCUUACAAUGUCACAGUAACAGCUACAGACAGCGGAAGUCCAUCUCUAUCAACAGAGGUUCAAUUCACUUUGCAUGUGGCAGACAUCAAUGACAAUGCGCCCACCUUCUCCUACCCCUCCUACUCCACCUAUAUUCCAGAAAACAACUCCAGAGGUGCCUCCAUCUUCUCAGUAACUGCUCAUGACCCCGACAGCAAGGAGAAUGCUCAGGUCACUUACUCGCUGACUGAAGACACCAUCCAGGGUGCUCUCCUGUCCUCCUACAUCUCUAUUAAUUCUGACACUGGAGUCCUGUAUGCUCUACGCUCCUUUGACUAUGAGCAGUUUCGAGAGUUGCAGAUGCAGGUGACAGCAUGUGACAGUGGGGACCCUCCACUCAGCAGCAAUGUGUCACUGAGCCUGUUUGUGCUUGACCAGAAUGAUAAUGUGCCCGAAAUCUUAUACCCUACUCUUCCAACUGAUGGCUCCACUGGUGUUGAGCUGGCGCCCCGCUCCGCAGAGCCUGGCUACCUGGUGACCAAGGUGGUGGCGGUGGACAGAGACUCGGGUCAGAACGCCUGGCUGUCCUACCGCCUGCUCAAGGCCAGCGAGCCAGGGCUGUUCGCGGUGGGGGUGCACACUGGCGAGGUGCGCACAGCGCGGGCCCUGCAGGACAGAGAUGCGCUCAAGCAGAGCCUGGUGGUGGCUGUCCAGGACCAUGGCCAGCCCCCUCUCUCGGCCACUGUCACGCUCACCGUGGCCAUAGCUGACAGUAUCCCAGAUGUCUUGGCUGAUCUGAGUAACAUCGAGCCUCCUGUCAAUUCAGACAGCUCAAGCCUCACACUGUACCUGGUGGUGGCUGUGGCGGCUGUCUCCUGUGUCUUUCUUGCCUUUGUCAUCGUGCUGCUGGCACUCAGGGUGCGGCGCUGGCACACUAAGCGUCUGCUCCAGGCUUCCGCCAGCAUGUUGCCAAGCUUGCCCGCCUCACAUUUUGUGGGCGUGGAUGGGGUUCAGGCCUUCCUGCAGACCUAUUCCCAUGAAGUCUCCCUCACCGCGGACUCUGGGAAAAGCCACAUUAUCUUCCCACAGCCCAACUAUGGAGACACACUCAUCAGCCAGGAGAGCUGUGAGAAAAAGGAUCCUUUGUCUUUGUUAGAUGACUCCAGAUUUCCUGUAGAAGACACUCCUUUGGUUCCAGUGAGUUCUAUUUUUAUUCCUUUCCUUUCCUUUCUCUGUUUGUGA
Molecule: messenger RNA, 2469 nt
Organism: Elephantulus edwardii (Cape elephant shrew)
Lineage: Eukaryota; Metazoa; Chordata; Mammalia; Macroscelidea; Macroscelididae
Gene: PCDHGA10
Product: protocadherin gamma subfamily A, 10
Exons: 1
Coding region: 1-2469 (822 amino acids)
Biological process (GO): homophilic cell-cell adhesion
Cellular component (GO): plasma membrane
Molecular function (GO): calcium ion binding
Source: RefSeq, a predicted model, not a curated record